This is a messenger RNA of Argentina anserina (silverweed cinquefoil), 753 nucleotides long. RefSeq lists its product as uncharacterized. Bases 1 to 753 code for a protein of 250 amino acids. The record is from RefSeq and is a predicted model, not a curated record. The transcript has a single exon. Gene Ontology annotation, molecular function: RNA-DNA hybrid ribonuclease activity; nucleic acid binding. NCBI's taxonomy places the organism in Eukaryota, Viridiplantae, Streptophyta, Magnoliopsida, Rosales, Rosaceae.
AUGGUGGUGGUGGCACAAACUGAUUUAGUGAAGUAUAUGCUUACCAGAUCUAUGCUUAGGGGUCGGAUUGGUAAGUGGAUUUUGGUGUUAUCAGAGUUUUCUUUACAGUAUACACCCUUAAAGGCGCUCACAGGGCAGGCAGUGUCCGACUUCUUGUUGCAUCAUCCUAUUGUGGAGGAUAUUGACGACCAGAAUGUGGUUGUUUCCUUCGUUCACACUCAGCCUUGGGUUUUAUACUUUGAUGGUAGCAGCACCGAUCAUUUGUCCGGGGCGGGUGUUGCAUUAGUUAAUCCCUCUGGCGUCAGACAUUGUUACUCUUUUCAGCUGGAGUGGAAGUGCACUAACAAUCAGGCAGAAUAUGAGGCCAUCAUCAUUGGCUUAGAGUUGUUGCUUGAUCUGGAGGUCACCGAGGUAGAGGUAUUAGGUGAUUCUCUCCUAGUCAUUAACCAGCUCAAGGGGGUUUACAAAUGCAACAACUUUACAUUACUCCUUUUUUGGGAACGAGCAUCAGAAUUGUUAGACAAAUUUGUCGAUGUGGUGCUUGAUUAUAUUCCUUGCGAACGAAAAUUCGCUGCCAAUGAAUUAGCACAGCUGGCUACGGGCAUUCGCCUGGCAGAUGGUGUUCGCGAAAGAAUUUUGAAGGUUCAGAGACGCACAUUACCUUCCUUUAUGACAAGGAAGGAGGUUAACGAUGAAUGGUUUGUGGCUGUUGUCGACACUAUUGAUGAGGAUUGGCGGCAGCCAAUCAUUUAG